This is a messenger RNA of Harpegnathos saltator (Jerdon's jumping ant), 1246 nucleotides long. It is a transcript of the gene Sec61beta, whose product is annotated as Sec61 translocon subunit beta. Lineage: Eukaryota; Metazoa; Arthropoda; Insecta; Hymenoptera; Formicidae. The coding region runs from base 314 to 604 and encodes 96 amino acids. The transcript has 3 exons. Gene Ontology annotation, cellular component: Sec61 translocon complex. Gene Ontology annotation, biological process: intracellular protein transport. The record is from RefSeq and is a predicted model, not a curated record.
ACGGUGACGUGUUCGUCACAUACCACGUGGAUACACACGCAUGACACGUUGCUCCGUAUUCUCCGCGCUGUACCACCAGUGUGCGUUCGAAUCGUCUCGUAAAUACGGUCGUUCUUCGUAUCGUAGCUGUGCCUAACGAGUUGCCUGUCGACAGUCGAACGUCUGUACCUGUAGCGAGUGCAUUUUACCAGAACCAACAUCAUUGAGAGAUACUUGGCACGUUUUCCAAUAACUAGUGGGACCUGCGGAUUUCAUCGAACGGAAUCUUUCCGUAGAUUGUUUACGACCAAAGCAAGGAGAACAAUUUUAAACCAUGCCUGCCGCACCUAGUGCCGCCUCUGUGGGCUCCGUUGGACGUUCGCCCAGUAAAGCGAUAGCGCCGAGAACAGGUGGCAGCGGUGCCGUUAGACAAAGGAAGACUGUGUCGGCGAACAGUGCAACAAGAAAUAGGAGUACGGGUACGAGCUCUGGAAGCAUGUGGAAAUUCUAUACGGACGAUUCACCCGGCAUCAAAGUAGGUCCUGUGCCAGUACUUGUCAUGUCCCUCUUAUUCAUCGCAUCUGUGUUCAUGCUUCACAUCUGGGGCAAAUACACUCGAAACUAAAAUUAAAUAUCAUAUAUUAAGAGCGGACAGCAAAGCCAGGAGGACCAGGAGGCACUAGAUGAUGCGACUGUGAGAUGAAUUGAUGCAUCAAUAUUAACAUAAUUGAACAUAUGCAUCUUGAUAUGUGCGAUAUAAUUUAAUACGUGUAUUGUAAAAUGCGCGUGUAUGUUACUGAGCAUAUGUGAAUGUAUAUCAUUGCGGGAACUAUCAUAAGAUCAUUACAGAGCGUUACAUAUAUCAUUGCAUGAUAGAAAUAUACUGAAGUUGCGGAAUAUAAUAGACUUAUAAUGGGAAAUACUUCUUUUUUAAUAAUUCCAUGUUUAUGUGUAUUGUGUGAAAAAGUAUGAAAGUACUUAAUUUUAUUAGAGGCCUGCAAAAGUUUGUCUGAUCAUUGAUAACUUUAUUGGUUCCAGAAAUGAGUUAUUUUACAGAUAAUUAUUCGAGCAAGCACAAAAAGUGGAGUGAAUAACAACAGUAAAUAGUUGAAGUAGACAAUAGAACACAGAGCAUAUUAUUGUUGCUAUUAAUAAAAAAAAUUUGCUAAAAGUCUGAUAAACUUCUACAAGCCUCUAAUAAUUUGUAAUAUUACUGUUAUGAGUGUAUGGUUGUUAAAGUAAAUAUGACUUAUUUUUAUCCUGUAAA